AUGGUCCAAGGAACUGCCCCGGAACAACCGUUGAAACGGAAACGUGGUCGCCCGCGCAAAGAAGGUGGACCAGCGAAACCUAAACCAGUCGUUCUCGACCAUACCGGUCAGCCUAGAAAGAGAGGUCGACCACGAAAAUACCCUCUUGAUACCACUGCCCCACCCGCUGCGAAACCACAGAACGUGAGUGAUGACAACUUGCAGAAGAGGGGUCGCGGGAGACCAAGGAAGAGUGACAGUUUGCCUCCAAAGCCUGUCGCAGCUCCAGGGCCAGAGCAAGGCCCAGAGGCAACUCCACGACGAGGAAGGCCCCGCAAAGAACAUGGCGCACAACCGGCAGAGGUGGUUCCUGAUGUGGCGGCGCAGACUGUCAUGCAGUCGAAGCGGGGACGUGGACGGCCCAAAAAAAGCGAAGGCACCAUUAUGACCGAAGAAGCGACACAACCCGUGAAGGCGCCAUCGGCGCUGGGACGUGGAAGACCAAAGAAGCUUAGUACGGCAACUUCCGGGUCAGCGAAUGGACUUGCUCAGCAGUCGUCAGCGUCGUCAGCCUCCAAUCCCCUUGCGAAAAUGGUUGUUGGAAGUUACGAACUCAAGUGUGCUACCGUGGAGAAUGAAUGGCCCCAUGUAGCAGUAGGCAUGGAAAUGACCAUCCUCGAGUCUGAAGAGACCUAUGGUCUUGGUUUCAUUGCUGGCUUCAACCUGGGGAUCGUAGAGGGCACAAUGCUGCUCGCAGCUGAUAAAGAGUCCCUUGAAAAACUCUACAACAAGAUGUCCAAAGGAGAAAAUCGGUCACUAUAUGGUACCUUCGGAAGUAACGAAAACGAUGGAGACGAUGGCGAUGAGGGUCGUACGUUCAAAAAACGCAAGACUUCAGCUGCUUCAUCUAAACGACUCUAUAUGUUCUGGCGAGGCCGCCAAACUGGCGAGGGGGAAAUCUACUCCGGACGGAACAACGGCCAUCUCGAUUUCUCAGAAAGCAAGAAAAUCGUCAGAUUCAAUGGUGUCGGCGGAUUCCCCGCUAUGGGAAAUGAAUGCAAAUUUUCGGGGGUUAAACGGAGCGAUGAAGUUUCUGUGCCUCCCCAGCCUUGGAGCGACUUUUCGGAGAGAGCUGCUGCUGAGGCCAGCGCUGCAAGAUGGCGUUGA
Messenger RNA from Coccidioides immitis RS, 1146 nucleotides. RefSeq lists its product as uncharacterized. Bases 1 to 1146 code for a protein of 381 amino acids. Lineage: Eukaryota; Fungi; Ascomycota; Eurotiomycetes; Onygenales; Onygenaceae. The record is from RefSeq and is a predicted model, not a curated record. The transcript has a single exon. Gene Ontology annotation, biological process: regulation of DNA-templated transcription. Gene Ontology annotation, molecular function: DNA binding. Gene Ontology annotation, cellular component: nucleus; chromatin.